AUGAUCACCAUUGUUGGCCGUGUCGUUGUAGAGCAUUGCGAUGUGCAAAGGUACUCUGCCUUGAAAACGGAAUUCUCAAAUCAAGAAGAGGAAGAAGAGGACGAGGACGAGGAAGAGUACUCCGGAGUCGAGGAACCAAUAAUGGAGAAUGAGAGAUUCAAACGGAAAGUGUUGACUUCACUCGGAGGAAUUAUAGUUUGUAUUCUACUUGAGAUGAUUUAUUACACUCUUCCAGUCAAUUAUCAGACACUCCAAACCUACACUCUGAAAGUGUCAAUUCUCAUAUUUUACAUCGAAUUGUUGCCGAUUGCAUGGAGAUUUUUCACCACAUUCCGGGAGAUGUACCGUGUUUCAGAUAUUAUUCAGAUUUGGGUUUGCCUCAUUCUGAGAAAUUAUUUAUGGAGAUAUUUUCAAGAAUCGACGACGCGUUGUCUAUUUUUUGUACUUUCCGACUUCUAUUUUAUAUGGGAUGACCGAGUUCUGAUGGAUCGAAAAGUUCUCGUCCAGAAUAUUGUUUAUGUCACAGUCGAGGAAAGCCGCUCCAAAUUCGCUAUCGAAUGUUCCAUCUGUCGAUUGGAUUACUGUAGUGACGACAUCGACCGUAUCCCUCGAAUUCUUCCACAAUGUGGACAUACAGUAUGCCAUGGGUGUGCUCAAAACUUGCUCACUCACACCAAUCAUAUUGAUUGUCCGUUUUGUCGGAAGUAUGGAUUUUCUAUCGAUGUGAACACCUUCCAGACGAAUCAUGCAAUUUUGGAAAUCAUUGAAAAUGAAGAGAAAAAUAAUAAAAAUAAAUAA
Messenger RNA from Caenorhabditis remanei, 798 nucleotides. RefSeq lists its product as uncharacterized. Lineage: Eukaryota; Metazoa; Nematoda; Chromadorea; Rhabditida; Rhabditidae. The record is from RefSeq and is a predicted model, not a curated record. The transcript has 5 exons. The coding region runs from base 1 to 798 and encodes 265 amino acids.